Messenger RNA from Ornithodoros turicata, 3027 nucleotides. RefSeq lists its product as uncharacterized. Bases 138 to 875 code for a protein of 245 amino acids. NCBI's taxonomy places the organism in Eukaryota, Metazoa, Arthropoda, Arachnida, Ixodida, Argasidae. The transcript has 7 exons. The record is from RefSeq and is a predicted model, not a curated record.
AGACAAGCAUUCACACCUUUCAUCAUCCCAACAUGUGGACCAGGGCCUUUUGAAGUCACAUGAAGCAAGGAAGGCCAAAAAGAAGAAGCCAAGACAGUUGCCACCAGAAUCUGAUGAUGACAUAGACACCAUCAUGAAUGCUCCGCCUGUGCCCUCAAACUUCCCAUGCCCUACCCCUGCUGGUGGAUCAUGGUAGCAUGGUGGAAUACUGUUCAAGCUUGCCACCAGAUAUUCAGUGCCAAAGGCAGGAAAGACAAGCAGCUUCUUCACAUUCUUCCUACCCCGGCAGCCCACGAAGUGGUAGGUUCUCAACAGGACAACCAGCAGCUGAACGAGCCAGCGUGCAUGAAGUCAUGCCACAGUCAGAUUUCCAGAGACAAGUUUUGCGGAUUCUUCACAUCAUGCGACUUGCACAGCAGGAGCAAGGCGAUCUCCUUCAUGAAGUGUCUAGGCAACUUGUGCAUUCAGACCCCAUUGUUGCUGAAGCCCCUCUAGUACCAACUCCAUUUGCAUCCUGCGAAGCUCUGGUGGACUUCAACGACUCACUUAAUGAGCAUAUGGAGACACGUUUGGUUGAAGAGCUUGCUCAGCUUGGGGGCAGCGAAGUGAGGCAAUCAACGAGAAAGAUACUUGAGUAUCUCCUGACAGACUACGUUGCAGCGGAAUUCAGCUGGUUAGGUCAGAAGGGCAAGCGGAAAUUUGGACAGCUGAAACUUCCACACCUUAUCAUCCGUGCCGUGAGGAAGAACAUCAGGCUCUCUGCAGCCACUAGAUAUGAAGUGGAGAGCGAGAUCAAGACGUGGCUCCGUCACGCAAAAGAACGCUGCACCAGCCAGCGAGCACUGACUGACCAUGCACCUUCACAACAGGACUGAGUGCGCUACAAAAAAACGUACCUGUGAAAGUGCAGUUUUUCGUACAUGGCAUUCAUUUUUAGGUUUUAGUUGUAUCAACUUCUGGUUUUACUUCUAGUCUGGCCACAUUCCUUUGCGAUGUUUGAGAGUUUGAACUGAUUUUGAAGCACACAGUUUGAAACGAGACAGUUUCACCUAAGCCAGUGUGGAGAACUUCAUAAGUGUAACGACUUGAAGGUGAACAUGUUUGGCACAAAUGUGUCUGGUUGGGAUAAACUCAAUGGGAGGAAAAAGACUAACACCAACUAAAGUUAAAUCAAGAGAGGUACUGCCGUUUCUAAGUCUACUGGCUCCUUUCUCAGGGGUGACAUUUGAAGCCAGAGAGACUUUCAUACAAGAGUAUUCACCGUUUUUUCUAUCACAUGGCCCAGGCCAUUAACAUAGACAGGCAGUGCAACCAAGUGUCGAUUGAACGUGCCAGGACCCAGUGAGCAGCCGCAGCCUGAGGUUCGUCUCAAGCUCAGUGAUAUUGGCAUUCCUGAAAUCAAUAACAUUACCUUUCGUUCGACAGUGUUCAGCUAAUGCACUUCGUUUCAUGUCACACUGUUUUUGUGCUGUAUCCCACAGCAUUAUCUGUUCCACGAUUCCAUUGAGACUUCAUGUGCAGAAUGUGCUGCUGCUUAUAUCGGGUAUGCUAAGAACUUCUCGCAAAGAUUACAUAAACAACGCCAGGAAGUAUGACAUGAAGCAAAGCGCCUUAGCUUAACACUGUCAGGUGGAAACCACGUCAUUGAUUUUGGGAAUGCCAGUAUCGGCGACUGCUCAUUGAGUUGUGGCACAUUCAACACGCAAACAUUCAACUGUCAAUAGGAACACUACACAGACUGUAGCUCAAAAACCUCCGCAUAGAAAGUGAAAAUAGAAAACAAUGACCACUCAUGACCAGUGUGAGCAAUUCUCCCUAGCUUCGAAUCGUGGCCCACAAGGAGGAGCCAGUAGGCUUGGAAAUGUCGUGACCCUCUGGCGCGAACAUUGGCUGGUGUUUUUCUUUUUUUCAUUGAGCUUCUUAAGUGAACUUAGCUUGAGGACUUUUUCAACAUAUUUAUCUUUUAUCUCUAUUGCGGCUACUCCUAAGCCAUUUUACCUGUGAUAUUUUUGAACAUUUAUGGAGCAUAUAUUUUGCGAGGCUUUGUUAAACGAAACGUGUUCAAAGUGCUUUUAAUGCAGCUGUACAGGGUGUUUCCUCUAGCUGCACUGAAUAUUCAGACAGACAUAAGUAGCAUUAUAAAACAUGCCCCGUACAUGCAAUAAUUAAUUUAGUUGUUACUUAAAGUAUAACAGUUCAUUAGUCUGCUAGGCCUCGUUCCUGAUGACUACCAUGUGCAGUUCAAUCUUCAAUUUUUUGACUACUUUGUGAUGAACAUUUAGACUUACUGACUUGUUUCAAUUUAUCCCAUGUAUGGUAUUUUGAGGUAACUGCGUUCAGAAUGCUUGAAAUAAGCACAAUGUGUAUGGUGCAUUGACAAGAGUAGGACCUCUGAAGUACUUCACAAGCUGUGAUAAAACAGACUGCAUCAUACGCAAUGAGGUAUCAAAAGUGCAAUUGUGUCCUGUCGCUUAGGCAGUAUAGUUUUCAUUGCAUUAUACAAUUCAUGGGAAAUGCGCUUCGGUACUAUUGCCUGCCUAAAAUAUGCCUCCACAUUGCUUGGUGGCAGUUAGUGUUUGUGCUACCCUUUACACUACCCUGUGAUAUCCUGAUGUUAAGAUGGGAGCAGUUCUAUUUUUGUCUACUGAAGUGCCUGACAUUCAAGUGUAUUGACAAGAGUAGGACCUCUGAAGUACUUCACAAGCUGUGAUGAAACAGAUAGCAUCAAAUGCAAUGAGGUAUCAAAAGUGCCAUUGUUUCUUGUCACUUAGGCAGUAGUUGUCAUUGCAUUAUACAGUUUGUGGGAAAUGUGCUUCGGUACUAUUGCCUGCCUAAAAUAUGCCUCAACAUUGCUUGGUGGCAGUUAGUGUUUGUGCUAUCCUUUACACUACCCUGUGAUAUCCUGAUGUUAAGAUGGAAGCAGUUCUAUUUUUUGUGUACUGAAGUGUCUGGGCAGGCUUGCCUUAUGAGUAACCCUUGUUAACUUUUGUAUGGAAGCAUAGAAUACUGAAUAAAAUUUCUAGUCAC